Saitoella complicata NRRL Y-17804 is the source of this 1094-nucleotide messenger RNA. RefSeq names its product ribosomal protein S2. Bases 27 to 1094 code for a protein of 355 amino acids. The record is from RefSeq and is a predicted model, not a curated record. NCBI's taxonomy places the organism in Eukaryota, Fungi, Ascomycota, Saitoellomycetes, Saitoellales, Saitoellaceae. Gene Ontology annotation, molecular function: structural constituent of ribosome. Gene Ontology annotation, biological process: translation. The transcript has 3 exons. Gene Ontology annotation, cellular component: mitochondrial small ribosomal subunit; ribosome.
AGCAACGACGUACAAGAAAAGCAGCAAUGUCGGUGUCGAGAAGCUUUGCAAGGGUUGUUGCUCGUUCGGCAAACCGCGGUCCUGCGGCAAGAUGGAUCAGCAACACUCCGGCACCACGACAGAGUACCGUCAACGUCAUGGAUCAGUUGGAUAUGUUGACGGGAUCAGAGUUUGAUAAGGCCGCUGAGGCCGCUGCUACCUCAGUGCCAACACCUGAAGCAUCUGCUGCGCCGGAGGCACCCCAGACCGUCGAGGACCCCAACUCAUACACCCGGGCGGAGCUCCACGAGAGACGGGAAAGAAUGGCCAAGUACUGGAAGACCCUCGGUGCUACUCCCGAGUCAGCAUACAAACCCGUCAACGACCUCAACAACCCUCCAAAAUCCAAAGACGUCACCCUCUCCCUCCUUCUCGCCGCGCAAGCCCAUCUCGGACAUACCCCCGCUCUAUGGAACGCAUUGACGCAGCCUUAUAUCAUGGGUAUCCGUGACGGAAUCCACAUUAUCUCCUUAGACGUCACCCUCGCCCAUCUCCGCCGCGCAGCAGCAAUUGUGGAAGGCGUCGUCAGAAACGAGGGUAUCAUCCUCGUCGUCGGAACCAGAAAGGGACAGAAACAGACCGUCGUCAGCACCGCGGGGCGUAUGGGUGGAUACCACGUUUUCGGCCGUUGGGUCCCGGGAACAAUCACGAACCCAGAACAGGUCCUCGGUGGUGAUAAGCUCCGUGCGGACGUGGAGCACAAAUCGGAGGAAAUCAAAGACUUUGCGGCAAAGCAGCCUCAACCGCGUUUCGUUCGUCCGGAUUUGGUGAUUGUGUUGAACCCGUUGGAGAACGCGAUCCUGUUGGCGGAGACGAAGAGGCAGAACAUCCCGACGAUUGGUAUUGUCGACACGGACAUGGACCCAACGCAGGUGACGUAUGCUAUUCCGGCCAAUGACGACAGUUUGAGGUCUGUUCAAUUGAUUGCGGGUGUUUUGGCGCGAGCGGGAGAGCAGGGAUUGAAGCUCAAGAAGCAGGAUGCAUUGAAGGCAGGGAGGAAGCAGUACCAGAUCGAGGGCGGAGCAAGACAAGAGCGCCUUCCGGGCCGUCGCUAA